Messenger RNA from Periconia digitata, 1992 nucleotides. The record is from the annotation of a GenBank genome assembly. NCBI's taxonomy places the organism in Eukaryota, Fungi, Ascomycota, Dothideomycetes, Pleosporales, Periconiaceae.
UUGAGAAUUACUCCGCCGCUUUGCCCCUCUCCGCUCACUGCCGAACUCCCUGCAGAAGCUGAUCUAGGACACAUUGGUGGGCACCGCACCCUAUUCACCGUAAGCCUCCUGUGCUGUACUUCAAACGAGCCACUCCGCCCCAGCCGCUGUCUUCCUUUCUGUCCGUACUAUAUGUGGCUGCGUACCCUCGCAUUCUCGAGGACAACAUAUUGUUUAACCCACUCUUCCCCCAAGUAUCGACUAGAGAAACAUUUUAGCCAGCAAUUGCGAUUCCGUCAUACACGGCGCGACGCCAGCAGACCCCACCCCUUACCCCAUAUAUUUUAUCGUGCGGACUCGCUCCAGAAAAAGAGCGCUCUAGGAUCCUACACAGCGGCUCUACUUGUCUUAGGUAUUGCUGUCGGCGGAGCCCUACUCUACCCUCGAAGAAAUCAUCCAUCAACGGACGACGUCGAGAAGCAGAUCGCGAAUCCGAUUUUCGAUCGCACGAAUCUUAUAGAUUCAUACCUCGUUAUGGCGCCGAACACGCCCCCUGGGCGACCUGGAACUCUGACUCCCGAGCAAGAAAUCAAGUUGCGCGAAUUCUGGGCUGUAACAUUGAAGGUGUUUGGAGUUCACGAGUCUGCGAACGUUGAGGCGAAUGGAACCGAGACUCCGACUGCUCCGGCCACAUCUGCACCAAGCGAGACGCCCGAGAAGGAUGGGAAGAAGGACAAGGAAAAGAAGAAGAGCAGGCUCAAUGUUUUUAAACGUAACAAGGGGGAGAAAGGAGCAGAUUCAGAGGCGACCCCUGCUUCUGGAGCCUCAACGCCAGCGUCAACUGAAGCCGGUCCAUUGUCGAUAGCAGACGAGGACGAUAAACAUGGUCAGGUCAAGGAAGCCAAACUCGCGUUGGCCAACACUUCUCCCGAAGACUUGCGAACAGCUUUUUGGAGCAUGGUGAAGCAUGACCACCCCGAUGCGCUCCUCUUGCGAUUCUUGCGCGCGAGAAAAUGGGACGUGGAGAAGGCGCUCGUUAUGAUGAUUUCGACCAUGCAUUGGCGACUAGACCAAAUGCACGUAGACGACGACAUUAUGAAGAACGGCGAGGAAGCGGCACUGAAGGAUAGCAAGAGCGACGAUGCAAAGGUCAAGAAGGAGGCGGAAGACUUUUUGGCGCAGCUGAGAAUGGGCAAGAGUUUCUUGCACGGAUUAGACAACGAGGGACGGCCGCUCUGCGUUGCGCGCGCUCGAAUGCACCGCGCUGGGGAACAGUCGGAAGCAAGUUUGGAGCGCUUCACUGUCCACACCAUCGAAACCGCUCGCAUGCUCCUCAGACCCCCAAUCGACACAGCGACUAUUAUCUUUGACAUGACCGACUUUUCCAUGGCCAACAUGGACUACACGCCCGUCAAGUUCAUGAUCAAGUGCUUCGAAGCAAACUACCCCGAAUCGCUCGGCAACGUGCUCGUAUACAAAGCCCCCUGGCUCUUCAACGCCAUCUGGAACAUCAUCCGCGGCUGGCUCGACCCCGUCGUCGCAGGCAAAGUCCACUUCGCCAAGAACGUCGACGAGCUCGAAAAAUUCAUCCCCAGGUCGCAGAUAAUAGCGGAUCUCGGCGGCGACGACAAGUGGACGUACGAGUACAUUGAACCCAAGGAAGGCGAGAACGCGAAGAUGGCAGACGUCGGCGCCAGGGAUGCCUUGCAGGCCGAAAGGACCGACCUGGUCAAGAAGUACGAGGACAGUGUGACACAAUGGGUUACCGAAGGCGAGCAGACCAAGUCGCUGGACGAGAGGAGGAACGAGAGGAAUGCAGUUGCCGAGCAGUUGAGAGGGAAUUAUUGGAAGUUGGACCCGUACGUGCGAGCGAGGUCGUUGUACGAUAGAAUGGGUGUGCUAGGGGAAGCUGGCCAGCUGAAUUUCUAUCCUACGGCAGCGCCUGCGUCACAAAAGGAAAACGUGGCACCGACGAAACCGGCACAGGAAACGAGUGCAGACGAUCUCGAUUGA